CGAUUGAGGCGCUUGGAACGUCAUUUCCGGUGACUGAUUCGGCUUCCGGCUUCUGCUUUGUGGUUCUUACGGGACGAGGUGGACCUGUUCGGCUGUUGGAACAGUUUAACCCAAAACAUGGAUAUCAGACCAAAUCACACAAUUUAUAUCAACAAUAUGAAUGACAAAAUUAAAAAGGAAGAAUUGAAGAGAUCCCUGUAUGCCCUGUUUUCUCAGUUUGGCCACGUGGUAGAUAUCGUUGCUUUGAAGACCAUGAAGAUGAGGGGACAAGCCUUUGUUAUAUUUAAGGAACUGGGCUCAUCUACAAAUGCCUUGAGACAGUUACAAGGAUUUCCAUUUUAUGGCAAACCAAUGCGAAUCCAGUAUGCCAAAACAGAUUCUGAUAUAAUAUCUAAAAUGCGUGGCACUUUUGCUGACAAAGAAAAGAAAAAAGAAAAGAAGAAAGCCAAAACUGUGGAACAGACUGCAACAACCGUGAACAAAAAGCCUGGUCAGGGAACACCAAAUUCAGCUAAUACCCAAGGAAAUGCAACACAAAAUCCUCAGGUCCCUGAUUACCCUCCAAACUAUAUUUUAUUCCUUAAUAAUUUACCAGAAGAGACUAAUGAGAUGAUGCUAUCAAUGCUGUUUAAUCAGUUCCCUGGUUUCAAGGAAGUACGUUUGGUACCUGGGAGGCAUGACAUCGCUUUUGUUGAAUUUGAAAAUGAUGGACAGGCUGGAGCUGCCAGGGAUGCUCUGCAGGGAUUUAAGAUCACACCGUCCCAUGCCAUGAAGAUCACCUAUGCCAAAAAAUAACAUUUGGGAUAGCUGUCUUUAAAGGACUCUGUUAUUUAUCGCUUUCGUUUUGAUAACAUUUGGUCAGUUCAUUUUAAUAGUUGGGAAAGGGGAAGUGUAUGUGAACUUUUUGUAAAGGAUUUAAAAGAUUAUCUAGUCUCUGUUUAGCCUUAGUGAACUGUGAAGGCCUUAAUUUUUUACAAUAAAAUUUUUAUUUGUAUUCCUUA
This is a messenger RNA of Dama dama (fallow deer), 1001 nucleotides long. It is a transcript of the gene SNRPB2, whose product is annotated as small nuclear ribonucleoprotein polypeptide B2. Gene Ontology annotation, biological process: mRNA splicing, via spliceosome. The record is from RefSeq and is a predicted model, not a curated record. The transcript is spliced from 7 exons. Gene Ontology annotation, cellular component: U1 snRNP. The coding region runs from base 118 to 795 and encodes 225 amino acids. Gene Ontology annotation, molecular function: U1 snRNA binding. NCBI's taxonomy places the organism in Eukaryota, Metazoa, Chordata, Mammalia, Artiodactyla, Cervidae.